AUGGAUGCGGCGGGGCAUGGCCCCGGUGGGGCCGCUUUUGGCCUCACAGUGGAGGACUUGCAGACCAUUAUGGAACACCGAGGCCCCGAGGGCUUGGAAGUACUGACAAAUAAUUUUGGAGGUGUUCAAGAAUUAUGUAAACUGUUGAAAACAUCGCCAACACUGGGUCUGGAUGAGACUGAUAUUGAACUCAGGCGGAAGGUGUUCGGCUGCAAUGUGAUUCCCCCCAAACCACCCAAGAGCUUCUUUCAGUUAGUAUGGGAAGCAUUGCAAGAUGUGACUCUGAUCAUCCUCAUUGUUGCUGCUAUCAUCUCUCUAGGAUUAUCAUUCUAUAAACCUCCAAAGGAAACUGCUGAGUGCCAUGAAACAGGCAUGGACUGCCUUUACUCAGCCUCAGUAAGGGAGGAAGACACAUACAGGGAUGACGAGGAGGGUCUGGAAGAGGCAGCUGGCUGGAUCGAUGGUCUGGCCAUCCUGGUGGCUGUGGUGGUGGUGGUUGUGGUGACAGCAUUUAAUGACUGGAGUAAAGAGAAGCAGUUCCGGGGCCUCCAGAGUCGAAUUGAAAAUGAGCACAAGUUUGCAACCAUCCGCAGAGGUGUCCUCGAGCAGAUUCCAGUGAGUGAUCUGGUUGUCGGAGACAUCUGCCAAGUGAAAUAUGGUGACCUUUUACCAGCUGAUGGUAUUGUUAUCCAGAGCAAUGACCUCAAAGUGGAUGAGAGCUCUCUCACUGGAGAGUCAGACCAUGUCAAGAAGGGAGAGACCACUGACCCCAUGCUGCUAUCAGGUACCCAUGUUAUGGAGGGCAGUGGAAAGAUGUUGGUGACAGCAGUGGGACCUAACUCACAGACAGGAAUUAUCUUUGCACUCCUCAAUGAGGCCCCAGAGGAUGAGCCCGAUGACAACAAGAAGAAAAAAGGGGAUGAUGAUAAGGAAGCAGCUGCCAGCCUCCGGGACCAGGAACAGAAAAAACCAC
Molecule: messenger RNA, 973 nt
Organism: Candidula unifasciata
Lineage: Eukaryota; Metazoa; Mollusca; Gastropoda; Stylommatophora; Geomitridae
Source: the annotation of a GenBank genome assembly